AUGUAUCUCAGUCCUCACCGCCGUCUCCACCACACCCCCUACAUCUACGCAACGGGAGCGCUAGAACACAACGAAGAGAGGAUCCCAAAUUCCGGUUCCGAAGUUGGGAAGUUUGGCACGGCUGCCUCCAUGCCAGAUGCAAUGGCACUGCUCAAUAAUGGAAAAGCCGCUGCUCAGGGAAGCCUAUCCACGCUCAAUACUCACAUCUCUGGGUAUUCAGUGUGGCCCAGGAAACAUGGCCGUCUACUAAGGACACGCAUUGAUCCGUGUUUGUGCACGCCCAGGAGAAGCGGCCACAACAACAAGGGUUCACGAACGACCUGCCGAGGCAAAGAAAACAGAAACCACCUUUCUGUUCGUGGACCCCAAAUGGCAGCCCGUAGGGCGCCAACUUUGUCCCAGCCAUCCAGGGAGACGAUUCAACUUACGUGA
Molecule: messenger RNA, 432 nt
Organism: Letharia columbiana
Lineage: Eukaryota; Fungi; Ascomycota; Lecanoromycetes; Lecanorales; Parmeliaceae
Exons: 2
Coding region: 1-432 (143 amino acids)
Source: RefSeq, a predicted model, not a curated record